Molecule: messenger RNA, 1184 nt
Organism: Oncorhynchus tshawytscha (Chinook salmon)
Lineage: Eukaryota; Metazoa; Chordata; Actinopteri; Salmoniformes; Salmonidae
Product: ATPase H+ transporting V0 subunit d1
Exons: 8
Coding region: 124-1179 (351 amino acids)
Biological process (GO): proton transmembrane transport; vacuolar acidification; vacuolar transport
Cellular component (GO): proton-transporting V-type ATPase, V0 domain; plasma membrane proton-transporting V-type ATPase complex; vacuolar proton-transporting V-type ATPase complex
Molecular function (GO): proton-transporting ATPase activity, rotational mechanism
Source: RefSeq, a predicted model, not a curated record
CGAGUGAUCACGUGUCUUUUUUUAACAGCCGGGUAAUCUGGAGCUCAGCCUUGUUUAGAAUUAAUUUUCCUCCUAAAACGGUUGUAAUUUCAUCAAUAUACGGAUAUAUUUUGAGGCCUCAAUAUGCCUAUAUUCUCGGAGCUGUAUUUUAAUGUGGAUAAUGGUUACUUGGAAGGCUUGGUCAGGGGUUUUAAGGCUGGGAUUCUUUCACAGGGAGACUAUCUAAAUCUCGUCCAGUGUGAAACCCUGGAAGACCUGAAACUCCAUCUGCAGAGCACGGACUAUGGCAGUUUCCUGGCCAACGAGCCGUCCCCCCUCACCGUGUCCGUCAUCGACGACAAGCUCAAAGAGAAGAUGGUGGUGGAGUUCCGUCACAUGAGGAACCAGUCGUACGAACCGCUGGCAAGCUUCAUGGACUUCAUCACGUACAGCUACAUGAUAGACAAUGUGAUCCUGCUGAUCACGGGCACCCUGCACCAGCGGGCCAUCUCUGAGCUGGUACCUAAGUGCCACCCGCUGGGCAGCUUUGAGCAGAUGGAGGCAGUCAACAUCGCCCAGACCCCAGCAGAACUUUACAACGCCAUCCUGGUCGACACCCCUCUGGCUGCUUUCUUCCAAGACUGCAUAUCUGAGCAGGAUCUGGAUGAGAUGAACAUCGAGAUCAUCCGUAAUACUCUGUAUAAGGCUUAUCUGGAGGCUUUCUACAAGUUCUGCUCCACUCUGGGAGGAACCACUGGUGACACCAUGUGUCCUAUUCUAGAGUUUGAGGCGGACAGGAGGGCCUUCAUCAUCACCAUCAACUCCUUCGGUACGGAACUGUCUAAGGAGGACCGUGCCAAGCUGUUCCCCCACUGUGGCAAGCUGUACCCUGAGGGGCUGGCUCAGCUUGCCCGUGCUGACGACUACGAACAGGUCAAAGCUGUGGCCGACUACUACCCUGAAUACAAGCUCCUGUUUGAGGGAGCAGGCAGCAACCCAGGGGACAAGACACUGGAGGACAGGUUCUUUGAGCAUGAGGUGAAGCUGAACAAGCUGGCGUUUCUGAACCAGUUCCACUUCAGUGUGUUCUAUGCCUACGUCAAGCUGAAGGAGCAGGAGUGCAGGAACAUCGUGUGGAUCGCUGAGUGUAUCGCUCAGAGGCACCGCGCCAAGAUAGACAACUACAUCCCCAUCUUCUGAUCUGA